Messenger RNA from Rhineura floridana, 1521 nucleotides. RefSeq names its product neuraminidase 4 (gene NEU4). The record is from RefSeq and is a predicted model, not a curated record. NCBI's taxonomy places the organism in Eukaryota, Metazoa, Chordata, Lepidosauria, Squamata, Rhineuridae. The transcript has 3 exons. Gene Ontology annotation, cellular component: membrane; cytoplasm; lysosome. Gene Ontology annotation, biological process: ganglioside catabolic process; oligosaccharide catabolic process. Gene Ontology annotation, molecular function: exo-alpha-sialidase activity.
AUGGGCUCUCACCAUUUCCCUGCCCGGAGUGUCCUCUUUGAUAGGGAAACAAGCGGAGUGACAUACCGAGUGCCAGCACUUCUCCACAUCCCCUGCAUAGCGAAGCUGAUGGCUUUUGCAGAAGAGCGGCUGAGCGAUGAUGAUGCUCAUACCAACUUACUGGUGCUGAGAAGGGGCACCUUCUACAAGAACUUUGUGGAGUGGGAAGAUACGAGGGCCCUUAAAACUGCAACUCUGGCAUACCACCGGUCCAUGAACACUUGCCCUAUCUAUGAUGAGCUUACGGGCAUGGUUUUUCUGUUAUUCAUUGCUGUGCUGGGCAGGUCUCCUGAAACCUUUCAGAUCAUCACAGGCCAGAACACUGCCCGCCUCUGCUGUGUGUCUAGUUCUGACCAGUGCAUCAGCUGGAGCCAUGUGACUGACCUCACCCAGCAGGUAAUUGGCAUGUCCAUCAAAGAUUGGGCCAUUUUUGCUGUAGGUCCUGGCCAUGGCAUUCAGCUCAAGUCAGGCCACCUGCUGUUGCCAGCCUAUGCUUACCACAUCGACUGCAAAGAGUGUUUUGGGAAACUCUGCAAAACGACCCCGCAUGCCUUCACCUUCUAUAGCGAUGACCAUGGACAAAGCUGGCACUUUGGUUAGUUCAUCCCAAACCUGCAGAGCAUUGAGUGCCAAAUGGUGUCAGUGGAUGAGGAGGACGGACGCAAUGUGCUCUACUACAAUGCCAGGAGUCCCUUGGGCUUCCGGGUGCAGGCGCUUAGCACUGAUGAUGGAGCCGUGUUUCAAUCAGGCCAGCUGGUGCAGCGGCUUGUGGAGCCCCCCUAUGGUUGUCAUGGCAGCAUCAUUGGGUUCCCAGCUCUGCCCUACUAUAUGCAUCACAGCGUUCACAUCUUCCAGAGAGAAACGUGAUCUGUUAAAGGCGUGGGCUUCCUACCACCACAUGGAACGGAUAAGACAUGCCAGCCUUGUCUUGCUCCACCUACUUCUUCUUCUGGAAGCCAGCCUCUAAGUCAUCAACAGCAUCAGGAAACAAUCACAUCAUCAUCCAGACCUUCUAGUGCCUUUUGCGGGCACAUCUCAGGUAAAGCACAAAUCGAUAAGGAACAUCAUAAAGGCAGAACUGUUUCCCAAACAGACUUUUCUUUCCAAAUGCCAACGUGGGUGCUCUAUUCCCAUCCAACAACCUCCAGAUCCCGAGUCAACUUGGGGGUUUACCUCAGCACAUUUCCCAGGGAUGCCAACAGCUGGACUGAGCCCUGGGUUAUUUACGAAGGCCCCAGUGCCUACUCAGAUCUGGCUUACAUUGAGCUGCCUUACUCAGAGUUCUCAAUAUCCGGAAUCCCUGCCAUAGCCUUUGCCUGCCUGUAUGAGAAUGGGGUGUGGUCCCCAUACGAGCAAAUCUCCUUUAGCAUGUUUACUUUGCAUGAGGUUCUUCAGAACAUUCCUCUAACAACUUCUUCCCCAGGUUUGAAGCAGACAUCAAGUGGUAGAAAGAGAAAGGGGAGGAGCUGUGUUGUUUCUUAA